This is a messenger RNA of Papilio machaon (common yellow swallowtail), 798 nucleotides long. RefSeq lists its product as uncharacterized. The coding region runs from base 96 to 596 and encodes 166 amino acids. The record is from RefSeq and is a predicted model, not a curated record. NCBI's taxonomy places the organism in Eukaryota, Metazoa, Arthropoda, Insecta, Lepidoptera, Papilionidae. The transcript has a single exon.
UCUGACUUUAACGCAUUUGACAGCUGCCCUUAGUAGUUUUAUCUUAUUUACUAUUUAUUUUUUUGGGAAAUUAUUUAAGUAUACAAAGUCAAAUUAUGAAACUCGAUUCCAACAAUAAAUUGAUCAAUAGUGAUAGUGCUGACGGUUCCGAAGAAGUGGUGGAUCCGCGACAAAAUGCAGAAGAUAUAAUUGACGAGAUUCUGGCUGAGUUUACAGAAUCUCGAACACCGGAGCUCAUUAGAAACGGGAACAGCAUUCCGGACAACCUGUUCAAUAUGAUACAACCGCCAAGGACCAGGACACCGGCUAAUUCCUUCUCUGAAACUGCGACGAUCGACGACAUCGAUCCGGCGUCGGAUCUCGGAACAUCUAUCAGAAACAAAUGCUUGGAACUAGAAGAAAUCUUACAGAGCCUUAAGUCGCGUCUGAAUCAUGUGGUUCUAGACGAAAAUAUUGUUCUCAGCCCCGAAGCUAAUUCUAUGGAAGCUCAACUAGAGCAUGACUUGGACACUGAUUGUCAGGAGGACCUAUCACUUCAAGAAUUCCUUGAGCUUCUACAUUCGCAAAAUAAGGUAACAUCAAGCGGCGUGCAAUGACUAUUUACGAAUCAUUGGCUAUAGUGUAAGAAAAAAUGAAUUUACUGUGUGCAAAUUUGAGAUUACAUUAUCUAUAAAAGUCAUCAUGUUGUAACUGUCUAGAUUUGCGCAUUGUAAUGUAGAAAAGUAAUUGGAAACCAAGAAAAUGUACUUUAAAUUGGAAUUAUUGUUGUGAGAUGUGAAAAAUAAAAGAUGAACUUGA